GACGCAAGUACGUAAAUGUUUGUACCUGCAAAAUUCCAAGAUAUAAAACAAAUACGGAAUGGAAUCGAAGAUUACCUGUUACUUGCAAGUGAAUUUCCACACAGUAAAAUAUAUCGCACUAACUUCAACAACAUCGAUUUGGUGCCAAUAAUAAUGAAAAAUUUAAUAAAGGAAGCCUCAUCAUCCUAUCUCCAGCAAGAAGCUUGGGAGGACACAUUGGAAUAUACAGAUAAUUUUAAAUAUAUUAUUAAGCAGAGGGAAUUAUUUCGAAUUCCAUUCUUGCAUAAUUCACCACAGCUUGGUUAUAGACUAGGCGUAGUGAAAUAUUUACGAAAUUUAUGUGCUAACAAAAAGUUUAGUAUCUGCUGCUUGCAUUUGGCCGUAUAUCUUCUGGAUAUUUUCAUGGAUUGUCACAGUAUUAAGCCAGAUGAAAUUGUACUAUUAGCCAAUGUUUGCGUAUUGUUAGCAGCAAAGUUUGAGGAAAACAUUAACAACGUACCAAAAAUAUCCGAACUGAAUGCAUAUGUUCUUAAUCGCUAUAUGGCAAAAGAAUAUAAACAAUGGGAGGUUGAUGUCUUACGAUUCUUUUCAUGGUACAUCAAAAUUCCUACAGCAGCACAUUACAUACAUUAUUAUUUGCAAGCAGUUGUUACAACUGGCGAAGUUUCCAGCCAAAGCGAUAGUUUGCGUACUACAUUCUACAGAAUCCAUGACUUGGUGUUGGAAUACCUGGAUCAAGUGAUUGAUAAUAUCCAUUAUAUGCAGGAUUUUAAACCGUCUCUGUUAGCGGCGGGUAUAAUUGCAGCUAGUCGAUUCGAAUGUAGCUUACCUAUAUGGUCCGACGGUCUUACAUUACUCACGGAUUACACACAAGAAAACAUUCAAGGACUUGUUUGUACAUUUUGGAUGAACAAGUGCAUUGGUAACAUCCUAUCGUACCCAAUUAACAUGUGCACAUUUCGAGAUAAUUUGUGCAUGAAGUGCGGAAUAAGAAUUUGCCCGAAAUGUAAGUUUUUAAAGAAGAUUUAAAUGGACAAUAUUUUGUAUAGAUGUAUAUAUGCAAUGGAUAAUGCUUUUGAUACAUUUAUGAUAAAAUUGUCUUAUAAAAAUGCGUUUGUACAAACGAGGCAUAUAUUUAGUUCAAUGUAAUAUUUAAGAAAUGUGCUUAGACGAAUGUAUAGUUGUUAGUUUCAUUAAUGUAUAAUGAAUAUUAGAUGUAAGUUAUUUUACGUUUGUAUCAAUACUUUCGUCAAUUGCUAGUUAUUAUUAACUUAAUUAGAUAGGUAGUAAGUAAUACAAAAUAAUUUGAGCUUGUAAUGUGAAA
Messenger RNA from Dendroctonus ponderosae (mountain pine beetle), 1324 nucleotides. RefSeq names its product cyclin-J. Lineage: Eukaryota; Metazoa; Arthropoda; Insecta; Coleoptera; Curculionidae. Gene Ontology annotation, molecular function: cyclin-dependent protein serine/threonine kinase regulator activity. The record is from RefSeq and is a predicted model, not a curated record. Bases 16 to 1029 code for a protein of 337 amino acids. Gene Ontology annotation, cellular component: cyclin-dependent protein kinase holoenzyme complex; cytoplasm; nucleus. The transcript is spliced from 7 exons. Gene Ontology annotation, biological process: regulation of cyclin-dependent protein serine/threonine kinase activity; mitotic cell cycle phase transition.